Molecule: messenger RNA, 2277 nt
Organism: Patiria miniata (bat star)
Lineage: Eukaryota; Metazoa; Echinodermata; Asteroidea; Valvatida; Asterinidae
Product: rho-related GTP-binding protein RhoN-like
Exons: 5
Coding region: 158-919 (253 amino acids)
Biological process (GO): small GTPase-mediated signal transduction
Molecular function (GO): GTP binding; GTPase activity
Source: RefSeq, a predicted model, not a curated record
AUUAUUUGUUUGUUGGUGGAGCGCGCGCCACCGCAGAAUUGAUAGACAACCAGUUUUAUAAGCAGUCGUGAAAGCGACCUGUUGGCAGAACAUAAUUUCAGACGGACGGUGACUUUGUGGCAAUUUAUUUUUUGGAAAAUACACGAACUUGGUCAAGAUGCGCCGACAGAGAUCUAUGAUGGCUUUGAACGAUACGGCGAGAUGUAAAAUUGUCGUCGUUGGAGAUUCUUUGAGCGGGAAAACAACAGUACUUCACACAUUUCUGGGUCGUCAAUUUGAUGAGGUGUACACACCGACCACGUUUGAAAACUACUCGUCAACAAUGGAAAUUAACAAAUACCGGAUGGAACUCACAAUUUGGGAUACCUCAGGUAAACCCGAGUACGACAGCGUUCGACCUCUUUCGUAUAACGAGAUCACAAUUGCGUUAAUUUGUUUCGACAUCAGCCGGCCGUUCACGCUGCACAACAUCAUACGAAAGUGGCACCCAGAGGUUAAGAAGCACUGUCCAAAUUGCCCGAUCAUUCUUGUGGGCUGUAAGAUGGACCUAAGAAACAACAUCCAAGUCAUGUCAGAGCUGUCAAAAGACAGAGGGCUACCAGUGUCUCAUGACAGGGGAGCAAAGAUAGCCUCACAGAUCGGCGCAGCAGCUUACGUGGAAUGCUCGGCCCGGACCAGUCCCACCAGCAUCCAGGAACUCUUCGAAGUCACCUCCCUAGCCGCCAUGGGCAAGCUCAAACUACAGAAGUCGUACAUCGACUUGCCAUCAGCGUGCAACGGGGGCACGCUGCCCCUGUUCAACGCCAACUCGCUCCGCCGGCUCAGCAUUCGGAAGAAGAGCGAGCCGAAACUGCCGGCGCCUGUCAGGGUGAAAGCAGUCGUGGUUGAGAGAGAAUCGCGAGGAUGUAUCGUCAUGUGAAUCAAAGUUUUGAUACUUCUUGAGACAAUAUCUUCUUGUACUUUUUAUUAGUUCUGCCAAGAGCUAUGCACUAUGCCUAUACGUCAACAACUCGUAUAGUUCUGAUGUUACAGUAAUAUCUUAAUUUGUGAACUCAUAUGCAUGGAAUAUUAUAUACAAAAGGGACGAACAAAACACUUCAGCGGGUCUGACUUUUCGAUCAUUAUAGCAGAAGCUUUUUCAAAAGCUUUGAGAAAGAGUUUGCUAGAGUCGGAAUUGUCAAGCGCUCAACUUUGUUGAUUUGUAUAUUUCAGGUUUAAUACAGUCAGUUUCAUUUUUCACGAGGAAAAUAUUUGUUUUUUUCCCUUCAAUUUUCCUGUACAUAAACAGAUCUUUAAACAGUUUUGCUUGAAACAAUACUCUGUCUUAUACCGAAACAUUGAUGAACAGCCAAGCUUGUCUCGGAUUAUUUAAACUCUAUAAAAAUGGUGCUUUAUAUUAAUCUUGCGGGAAAGUUUAGUUUCCCGUCCGUUUCGUCAUGAUUGUUACAUGAAGAGUGAAUUUGUACAGAUAAUUUAAUAACGUGCUCGGCUGGACGUGUUUGCAGCAAAUAUUAACAAUAGGAAUCACUGAAAUGUUUCCAAAUUGUACAUACUGUAAACUUUUGUAUAAAAAGUGCAAUAUUUAGUGGAGUUAUUAAUCAUACAUUGUCCAACUAAAAGACCAAUGUCUUGAAUUGCUCUUAUGCCUGACAAGUUGUGCUUUAAGUGAGCGCUGGAUGUUGUAAUAUAUUUAAUUUAAAACAAGCUUAAAAACCGUGAGUGCGAGUUUGAGUGAGUUUCAAUUUUUGUUGGCGAAAAAGGAAGAGAGAACGUAUGCGAGGAAGAAGAAAUAAACUUUCGACACUAGACUUUGUUUGAAGAAUAUCUGUACAAAACUACAUGUGUAAUUUCGUUGGUAAAAGUUGCGUAAAUAAAGAACAACUCAUGUAGAUAGUGGAUAUGAAUGAAUAGUGAAUAUUGUAAACGACACUGAUGGAAAAUGUGAUGACAUCGUAAGAAAAAAUGAACCUUUGUAGUGAUUUUUAUAUUAUGCCAUAAUGGAAAGCUACCGUAUUUUCAAUUGAAUUGAAAUUAUAGACUAUUCAUAUUAUCAAAUAUUCCUUAAGUAUGGCAGUGCGGACUAGUCUGAGUAUCACCCGCAUCAAUGGAGCCCUCUCUGAUAACCAACGUCUGAUUCGAGCAUGCAAAUUUGAUGCGACCGCCGCGCGCGCCAGCUAAUCGGAAUCGACCUUACAAAUUGUGACGUAGCUUCGAUCAGAAAUGUGGACUAAGCUGUGGAUUGGUCAAUUUGGAUGCCGCGUUUUUGUAAUACAACAA